AUGGGGAACUGGACAAAAUAUGGUGAUGAGGCAGACGGAUACCGUUCCACAAUCUCGAGCCAGGACGUAGAAGAAGCUUUCACCUCAAACACUGAUGGCCAGCUGAAAUUGAAUACUCAAGGGAAUCUGUAUCUUCUAGACUUUGUAAAAAUGAUGCAGUGUAACCUUAGCUUCAAGACCGAGCGAGAAGUAUCAAGACGACCAAAGUUCGUUUCAAAACAGGAGUUAGAAAGUCGCAAGAAACAGCAAGAAAUACAGAAGUCUGAAGGAGCUACUACAUCAGAGUUUGUCCCUACCAUGCCCAACACAGUGUAUAUUGUGUCAAUCGCCAGGGUGGAAAAUGGUGACCUUUGGCAUGACUAUGUAAGUAAAAAAGCUAAACUGAAGAAGAGGAACAUGGGCGUAGAUGUAGAGGAGAGACAACUCUUCCACGGCACCAGGAAUGACACCGUGGAGGCAAUCUACAGACAAUGGUUUGACUUCAGGUUAAGUGGAACUGCUACAGGUACAGCUUAUGGAAAAGGCAGCUAUUUUGCAACCACUGCCGUUUUAUCGGACAGGUACACAGUCGUUCAGAACGGAACCAUGCCGAUGUUCAUUGCUAAGGUACUAGUGGGAGAUUACACAAAAGGAGAUAAAUCAUACAACAGACCCCCACAGAAAGACCCCCUUGAUAUGUCGAGUUCUUUGUACGACUCUUGCGUUAAUAGUGUUACAGAUCCACAGAUUUUUGUUGUUUUUGAACUGGAUCAGGUGUACCCAGAGUACUUGAUAAAAUACAAGACCUUAGUAUGA
Messenger RNA from Mya arenaria, 795 nucleotides. Its product is annotated as protein mono-ADP-ribosyltransferase PARP12-like. The coding region runs from base 1 to 795 and encodes 264 amino acids. Gene Ontology annotation, molecular function: NAD+ poly-ADP-ribosyltransferase activity. The transcript is spliced from 6 exons. Lineage: Eukaryota; Metazoa; Mollusca; Bivalvia; Myida; Myidae. The record is from RefSeq and is a predicted model, not a curated record.